This is a messenger RNA of Pseudophryne corroboree (corroboree frog), 1915 nucleotides long. RefSeq lists its product as uncharacterized. The coding region runs from base 89 to 1324 and encodes 411 amino acids. The record is from RefSeq and is a predicted model, not a curated record. The transcript has 11 exons. Gene Ontology annotation, molecular function: GTPase activator activity. NCBI's taxonomy places the organism in Eukaryota, Metazoa, Chordata, Amphibia, Anura, Myobatrachidae.
AGUUUGUGGGCACCAUGGAAACAACAACUGAACACAAAGUCUGCAAGAACUUCCUAGAUUUCUCUUCUACCAGAAUGGUAUAGAUGACAUGCCUCUGAAAAGCAAGAAGAAGGGAAAAGGAGUUAAAGUAAUAGAUACAUCAGUGCUGAAGAAGUUUAUGAAAACAUAUGAGAAUCACUGUGCCCAGUGCCAGUCCUCUGCCAGCUCCACCAUCACUCGUGCCCUCAAAAAGAGUAUCCAAAAUGGCUCCCGCUACCUUAGGAUCAUACUGUCCUGUCCUGAGAGUUCCUCGGCUAGUUCUGCUCCGAUAUUACUAAGGCCGCUAUUGAUGACAAUCCGUGAUGAACGUUACAUGCUUGGGACAGACUUAUGCAUAUGGGGAAUCUCCCUCAGUAACCAGGACGUUGCCAGUCUUGCCAUAUUGCUGGAGCUGAGUGGGAGAACCUCUUAUCCGUUCAUGAGACUGGAAGCUAUUGACUGUGGGAUAGAUGUCUGGUCGGCAGAGAGGCUGGGGAAAGCAAUGAGAUACAGCCAGUUGACGUCUGUUAUCUUGGAUUACAACGAGUUCCAAGAUGAAGGGAUCCAACGCCUUGUUCAUGCACUGGAAGGAAACAUGAAGCUGGUCUCUCUUAGCAUGUGUUACUGUAAUCUUGGGCCUGCCAGUGGAACCAUACUGGGGAAACUUUUGGCAGAGUCGGCAGUCAGUGAACUGUACCUCACUGGAAACUUCUUGCAGUGCUCUGGGGCAGUGGCUCUUAUUACGGCUAUUGCGGAAUACGCUCAGGGACUGUCUGCAGUACAGUCAGCUGAGGAGACAACAAGCUUAGCCCAUCAGAUUCUAGAAGCACAAGACCAAGUUGGCAUCCACACAGCGGUCUCUGGGCAGCCAAGCACCACAGAUGGAUCUGCAGUACCAGCUGCCAGAAGUAUUGAAAAGAGAAGUAGCAAAAAAAAGGGAAGAAAGAAAAAGAAUAAACCUGCGCCACUUCCCGGGCCUUGGGUGAGCAAGCUACAUCUGGGUGAUAAUGGGAUUGAUGCAAAGGGGAAGGAACGAGAGACCGGGGUGCUGGAGUUCUCCCAGUUACUGAGCAGCCUCAUCCGCUACUCUGAGCAGCUUUCUGAACUGGACAUUGAUGAUAACUGCCUGGGAGAACUGCCAGCCGCUGACAUCCUGGAGGCCCUGACUGACAGAAAUCAAGGAAAGUUACCACGAUUGAAAAUAAAAGUCACAGCCCAGAUAUCACCAUUUACAUUUAAAGCCAUCUUAAAGCAGAGUGGAAAACUGAAGGUCUUGAAAAAGAAGAGAAAAAAGAAGAAAUCCUGAAUAAUGCUGCUAAACUGAACGGAGAUGAGGUUCUGGAUUUUACAAAAUCUCUACAUUUUAUCACCAUGACGACAUGACAAAGAGCAAAACUUGGACAGAUAUGAAGAUUUGUGAUACAUCUGUCAGACACAUUCUUACCUGGUGUAAUACAGUAUGGCCCAGAUUUAUGAAGCCCUGGAUAGUGAUAAAUUGCAUGGUGAUAAAGUCCCAACCAAUCAGCUCCUAACUGUCAUUUUCAAACCCAGCUUGUAACAUGGCAGUUAGGAGCUGAUUGGCUGGUGCUUUAUACCCGUGCAUUAUAUCACUGUCCAAGGCUUUAUAAAUCUAGGCCUGUAUUCCUUAUCAGAGACUAAAACUCCCCAGUACUAGGGGGUAUGCCGUUACACUGACCGGGGUCAGUACAGAGGUGCUGACAAAUGAUAAGUGGGGUGUUCCCAUGUUACUAUACAGGAACUGUACCUCUGCUUGUAAUAUCAGUUACAGUGUAUAACCUCUGAGCAAUCUAUACUCACUGCAUUACAGCUGUUUAAAUGCUGACUUUGGAACCGUGAUGAAAUAAUAUUGUUAUAUAUGUUCUAUUAAAAUACUAAA